This is a messenger RNA of Euleptes europaea (tarantolino), 2051 nucleotides long. RefSeq names its product MSL complex subunit 3 (gene MSL3). Lineage: Eukaryota; Metazoa; Chordata; Lepidosauria; Squamata; Sphaerodactylidae. The transcript has 13 exons. The coding region runs from base 34 to 1602 and encodes 522 amino acids. Gene Ontology annotation, cellular component: NuA4 histone acetyltransferase complex; MSL complex; nucleus. The record is from RefSeq and is a predicted model, not a curated record. Gene Ontology annotation, biological process: chromatin organization; regulation of DNA-templated transcription.
GUGGCCGCGUCUCCCCGCCGCCAUGAUGAACAAAUGACCUCGCGGGGAAUGAAAUUUAAAUUCCACAGAGGGGAGCGAGUUCUCUGCUUCGAGCCGGACCCCACCAAGGCGAAGGUGCUGUAUGAUGCCAAGAUUGUUGACAUUGUUAUUGGAAAGGAUGAGAAAGGAAGAAAGAUUCCAGAAUAUCUGAUCCAUUUUAAUGGUUGGAACAGAAGCUGGGACAGAUGGGCAGCCGAAGAUCAUGUUCUUCGUGAUACUGAUGAAAACCGCAGAUUACAACGUAAAUUGGCAAGGAAAGCUGUGGCUCGCAUGAGAAGAAAAGGGAAGAAGGGGCGUUGCAGGUUGCCUGGUGUUGAUUCUGUGUUGAAAAGCCUUCCUGCUGAAGAGAAUGAUGAAAGUAGUGGAAACUCAGCUAUAAGCAGUUCUUCUGAUGACAGCGAUGAAGGCACAGAUGAAGAAAUAAAAAGUGAAGAAAGUGAUGUUGAUGAGAAGACAGAAAUGAAAGAAGAACAAGAGACUCAUGCUAAAAGGGAGAUGGAAGAAAAAGCAAUAAAUAUUGAAAUUCCUGAAAUCUUAAAAAAGAAGCUGGAAGAAGAUUGUUACUAUAUUAACAGGAGAAAACGGCUGGUGAAACUGCCAUGUCAGACAAAUAUAAUAACCAUCCUGGAGUCAUACGUGAAGCAUUUUGCCAUUAAUGCUGCUUUUUCAGCCAAUGAAAGAUCUCGCCACCAUCAAAUGUCUUCACAUGCUAACUUGAAUCUCCACUAUGUCCCUCCAGAAAAGAAUGUUGAGUUAUGCAAAGAAAUGGUGGAUGGGCUCAGAAUCACCUUUGACUUCACUCUUCCACUGAUUUUACUCUAUCCAUAUGAGCAAGCCCAAUUUAAGAAGGUCACUUCUUCCAAGUUCUUUCUUCCAAUCCAAGAGUGUGUAGCAAAUACUAACAGAAAUCAAGAAGAGCUUUCCCCAAGUCCACCUCUUCUGAAUCCAUCAACUCCACAGUCCACGGACAGUCAACCUGUAGCAGGAGAGUCUGCAACACCAAAGCGGCGGAAAACUGAACCUGAAAUCUUGCAGUCUCUCAGGCGUUCUACCCGUCAUACAUCCAAUUGUGACAGACUGUCGGAAAGUAGUGCUUCUCCGCAACCAAAGAGACGGAAUAUUGAGACUCCUGCUUCAAUGCCAAAAUUGUUUUUGCAUCUUGAAAAGAAAACUCCUGUCCACAGUGGGUCCUCUUCGCCCAUUACCUUGACUCCCAGUAAAGAAGGCAGUGCAGUAUUUGCUGGUUUUGAAGGCAGACGAAACAAUGAACUGAACGAGGUGUUGUCAUGGAAACUCAUGCCAGAGAACUAUCCCCUAGAUGAUCAACCACCACCACCCUCUUACAUUUACGGGUCUCAGCAUUUGCUACGAAUGUUUGUAAAGCUUCCAGAGAUUCUUGGGAAGAUGAGCUUUCCUGACAAAAACUUAAAGGCAUUAGUAAAGCACUUUGAAUUGUUCCUAAGGUUUUUAGCAGAAUAUCACGAUGACUUCUUCCCAGAAUCUGCUUAUGUUGCUGCUUGUGAGGCCUACUAUAGCACAAAGAAUCCACGUGCCAUCUACUGAAGAUAUGACUAUUGCUAUAACCCAGUUGUACAUACUCCAUGACUUACUGCAUUACUACUUCAGAAUGAGGAGAAAAAAUGGAAGUGUGUCAUCAUUCUGAUAUCUCAAAAGUUCCUUCAACGUUGUCGUUGUUUUGACAUGAAUGCAUCUUUUUCUCAUUUCGAAGUUAUGCUGACAUUGCAUUCUAGUGCUAGAUAACCUUCAUUGCCAGAUAAAUGAAGCUCUGCAUUGACUGCUAAUGCAUAGAACUGGAUCCGACAGAAGCAAGGAAAAGGAAUAAAAACAGACUUCGUGAGAAUUAACUUUAUGCCGCAUUCCACUUUAACAUAAGCUCACUUCGGUUUGAACUCUCCCAACAUCACCUCGGUGUUUAAGAUGCAUGCAGAAGGGGCAUAUUGUACAGGCUUUCUUUUUCACAUUUGGAAUUCAUGUUUCAUUACAGGAAGCGA